Messenger RNA from Ceratitis capitata (Mediterranean fruit fly), 2973 nucleotides. It is a transcript of the gene Rpn1, whose product is annotated as 26S proteasome non-ATPase regulatory subunit 2. Lineage: Eukaryota; Metazoa; Arthropoda; Insecta; Diptera; Tephritidae. Gene Ontology annotation, molecular function: enzyme regulator activity. Bases 146 to 2878 code for a protein of 910 amino acids. The record is from RefSeq and is a predicted model, not a curated record. Gene Ontology annotation, cellular component: proteasome complex; proteasome regulatory particle, base subcomplex; proteasome storage granule. Gene Ontology annotation, biological process: proteasome-mediated ubiquitin-dependent protein catabolic process; regulation of protein catabolic process. The transcript is spliced from 3 exons.
CAGUUUGUCUGAUUUGACAGAUCAAAAACGCACUGUAAUUCUUCGUGAGCAUUUCAGAAAUAAAAAUUUGUUCUGAUUUAAAAAGUAUUGUUAACAAAAGAUUUCAUCGAAUAUUUAUAUUGUGUAAUUAAUAUCUAAUUGGAAAAUGGUUGCUCCCAAGAAAGACGAAAAGUCCACUGCUGAGGUGAAGAAAGAUUUGCCAAAGGAGACGCCGGAAAAAGAAGCAAAUAAAGAAACUAAAGAUGAAGGUAAGGAGCAAGAAUUAUCUGACGAAGAUCAACAAUUGCAAGAUGAACUGGAGAUGUUGGUUAAUCGUCUUCAAGAGUCCGAUAAGACACUAUAUUUGCCAGCGUUGGAAAUGCUGGCAAAACUGAUUCGUGCGUCCACUACAUCGAUGACCUCUGUCCCAAAACCUUUGAAAUUUAUGCGUCCACAUUACGAAGCUAUGAAAACAAUUUACAAGCAAAUGCCUGACGAAGGAACUCGUCAAUUGUGCGCUGACAUCAUUUCGGUGUUGUCUAUGACUAUGGGUAGUGGUAAAGAUUGUUUGGCUUACCGCUUUCUAUGCGAUCGUUCACAAAAAAUUGGUGACUGGGGACAUGAAUACGUACGUCAUUUGUCCGGCGAGAUAGCUUCACAUUAUCUGGAUACAUCCGGUGAAUUUCAAGCGCAACUAAUUGAGUUGGUAAAACAAAUUAUACCAUAUAAUAUGGAGCAUAAUGCUGAAGCAGAUGCUUGCGACUUAUUGAUCGAAAUUGAUCAUUUACAUUUAUUGCAAGAUUAUGUUGAUGAGUCUGCAUAUCCACGCGUUUGUUUAUAUUUACAAUCGUGCUAUCCAUAUGUACCCGAACCGGAUAAUACCAUUAUAUUGGAAACGGCAUUACAAUUGGCACGCAAAUUUAAUCAGCAUACCCAGGCCUUACGUUUGGCGUUAAUGCUAAAUGAUAUGGAUAAAAUUACUGAAAUAUUCAAGGAACCUAAAGAUCCAGCUGUACAAAAACAACUUGCUUUUAUGCUCGCACGUCAGCAAGUAUGCUUGGAAUUAGAUGAGUCUGUGCAGGAUUACGAUGAUCUUAUGGAAAUUAUGUCUAAUGCCAAUUUAAAUAAGCAUUUCUUGAAUUUGGCACGUGAACUUGAUAUCAUGGAAGCCAAGACACCAGAGGACAUUUACAAAUCUCAUUUGGAUAAUGCACGUACACGUUUUGCUUCUAUACAGGUUGAUUCAGCGAAGCAAAAUUUGGCAGCGAGUUUUGUGAAUGGAUUUGUAAAUGCUGGUUUUGGUGUGGACAAAUUGCUUUCGGAAGAUGGCAAUAAGUGGCUGUACAAGAAUAAAGAACACGGCAUGCUUUCAGCAACUGCUUCACUGGGUCUCAUUCUACUAUGGGACGUUGAUGGUGGUUUGACAAUGAUUGACAAAUAUCUCUACUCCACGGAUGAUUACAUCAAGUCGGGAGCUUUACUAGCUUGUGGCAUUGUUAAUUGUGGUAUCCGUAAUGAAGUUGAUCCUGCUCAUGCCCUGCUUUCCGACUAUAUUGAUAAUCAGAAUACAUCAAUGCGCAUAGGCGCUAUUCUUGGAUUGGGUAUUGCGUAUGCCGGCUCAAAUCGCAGUAUUGUCAUCGACACUUUGAAAACAGUAUUUGCCACAAAUGGUAAGAACGUUGCCAACGUAGAAGUCAUGGGCAUAGCUGCUUUAUCCUUGGGACUAAUAUCUGUUGGUUCAUGCAAUGCCGAAAUUACUGAAAUUUUAUUACAAACAAUAAUGGGUCUUUCAAAGACGGAUCUGAAGGAUACAUAUGCACGUUUCUUAUGGCUAGGCUUAGGUCUAUUGUACUUGGGUCGUCAGAAGGCCACUGAAGCUGUUAUGUUAACUUUGGAAGUAUUGGAUGAGCCAUACCGUUCGAUGGCCACUACUAUGGUCGAUAUUUGCGCCUACGCUGGCACGGGUAAUGUGUUAAAAAUACAACAACUGCUACACAUUUGCUCUGAUCAUUAUGAGUCUUCAAGCAAUGGUGCUGACGAAAAGGGCAAAAAAGACAAAAAUAAGGAAAAGGAUAAGGCUGAAAAGGAGAAAGAAAAUGAGAAGGAUCUAUCUGCUACUCAAGCUAUCGCAGUUUUGGGUAUAGCUUUGAUUGCAAUGGGCGAAGAUAUUGGUGCCGAGAUGGCUUUCCGCUCAUUUGGUAACUUACUACGGUAUUGUGAACCUUGCAUUCGUCGUGCUGUUCCCCUUGCUUUGGGUUUGAUCUCAGCUUCUAAUCCGAAAUUAAAUAUCUUGGAUACUUUAAGCAAAUUCUCGCAUGACAGCGAUGCCGAAGUUGCACAUAAUGCCAUUUUUGCUAUGGGUCUUAUAGGCGCCGGUACUAACAAUGCUCGCCUCGCUUCUAUGUUGCGUCAAUUGGCACAAUAUCAUUCAAAGGAUCCCAGCAAUUUAUUCAUGGUGCGUAUCGCACAAAGUCUUACACAUUUGGGUAAAGGAACAUUGACACUCAGUCCUUACCAUAGCGAUCGGCAGUUGAUGAACCCCAUGGCUGUGGCAGGUCUAAUGGCCACUCUGGUUUCACUGCUUGAUGUUAAAACAUUAAUAUUGGGCCGCUCACAUUAUCUACUCUACACUUUAGUGCCGGCAAUGCAGGCGCGUAUGUUGAUCACCUUCGACGAAGAACUAAAUCAAUUGCAAGUACCCGUACGCGUAGGUGUUGCUAUCGAUGUGGUCGGUCAGGCUGGCAAACCCAAAACUAUCACUGGUUUCCAAACUCAUACAACACCCGUGUUGUUGGCAAUGGGCGAACGUGCCGAAUUGGCCACAGAUGAGUAUAUUUCGCUUACGCCAGUUAUGGAAGGUUUUGUCAUUUUGAAGAAAAAUCCCAAUUUUGUCAAAUAAAAAAAAAGAAAAUGUAAUGUAAUUUCUAGAAACUACAUUUUAAUAAUACUUUCGCUAAAUAUAUCUUAUAAUUAAAAUAAAAACUUUAAAAAUUA